Molecule: messenger RNA, 2310 nt
Organism: Paramormyrops kingsleyae
Lineage: Eukaryota; Metazoa; Chordata; Actinopteri; Osteoglossiformes; Mormyridae
Source: RefSeq, a predicted model, not a curated record
AUGAAGAUCUACAAAUGGUCAUGCAUCGUUCAGUCCUACCUCCAGUGGCUUCAGGACAGUGACUACAACCCCAACUGCCGCCUCUGCUCCACCCCCCUGGCCUCCCAGGACACCGUCAGACUGACUUGCUAUGAUGUUUUCCACUGGUCCUGCCUGAACGAGCUGGCAGCCCGGCUGCCACUACACACAGCCCCGGCCGGGUACCAGUGUCCCUCCUGCCAUGGGCCUGUGUUCCCCCCCUCCAACCUGGCCAACCCGGUGGCGGACGUGCUGAGGGAGCGCCUCUCCUCGGUUAACUGGGCCCGCGCGGGCCUGGGCCUGCCGCUGAUUGAAGAAAGGAGCAGUGCACAAGAAAACGCGCCACAUGACGUCACUGACUACACCGACUGGUCCUCUUUUGACUCACUUACAGCACCAUCCACAACCUCUCCAGCCAGCCAGCCCUAUAUGUCGAACCCGGUGCCCCCCGUGGCCCCCACCCAGGCAGACUUUCCCAGCAGCAGUAACAAUGGCAGCCUGCUGUCCCAGUCGCACUGUGUCGUCAGCAUGAGCACCGCGUCGGCCAGCGAGUCCGUUGUGCUUCACUCAGCAUCUUCCCCCCGGAAAGUUUAUGACACCCGAGACUCUGGACACACAUCUGUCACGCAGAUCGACUUCGACGACGACAAAUAUCGGCGUCGCCCAGCAUUAAGCUGGUUUGCACAGAUACUCAAAAAUCGAUCGGGUUCCAAGCGGACAUCCCUGACACUGAAGCAGAGGGUUCUUCUGGUGCUCCUGCUCGGCACUCUGGGAUUUUUCACCCUGAUCAUCGUCAUGGCGAAGCUGGGACGGGCGUCGGCUGACACUGACCCCAACCUAGACCCCCGGCUAAACCCACACAUCCAUGUGGGGAACAACUAAUUGGGUCCUUUGUGUAGGACAUGGGCAGAAAGGAUUAUCAGCUAUGACAGAAAAGCAGGUUCUGAUAUGGUGGGUAUGAAUAUAUGUUGGGACCAAGGGAUCCAGAGACCAUAUAUUCUCUCUGGAACUAUGGUGCAGUUCAGCACCUCUUUAGUUUUGCAGUGGGGUGAAAUAACCUCUCUGUUUCUGACCUGAUUUUAAGUAGGUUGGAAACCACCUUAAAUAUUUUUGUUAAACAUCAGAUUUGCUAUGACCUGAAAUACCACGUCAUAAUUUACUCAUUUUGCUACAGCCUUAAAACAACUGAUUUAAUUGUCCAGUUGUGGCCACCACCAUGGCUAUUAGAUCAAUGUAUAGCUGUCAGUGAACCAUUUAAUAGAUAUACAUCUUAUGCUGCAAAGACUUGAGGCAUCCGACAUUGAUGUAAGGCAAUGCCUUUCGUGCAGGGUGCUGUGUGCGCAAGGUUUUAAGCACUGCUCACAAGUUCCGUACUGAGACAGCCGAAUUGGUUCAUCGACCUGUAACGGUCAGUUUAGUAGAAGAGUACUAAAGUAGACCGAAAACGUGUGCAGGCAGAGGAACCUGCUGACAUUGGAGUUCCGCAGCCCUGUGUGCCCUCUGUCAGCAUGCGGAUUUUUAGCAGCCCUGUGUUAACUCGUGUGUAUGAAAUCAUAUUCUCUUUCUUUAUGUAAUUCUGGGUGCAUCUACACAAGUUGCAAUAGAUAUUAAUAUACUGGAACAAUGACAAUAUGUAUAUUACAAGCUGUAUUAAAUUUAUUAAAUAUCCUCAACUGAGUGAGUAGCCGUGUGGGGAAAAAGGUACAAAAUGAGUUUUUAAAUGAGACACACUGUAAUAUUACCUUGCAGUUGCCAGGUAAGCAAAUCUGAAUGCCAGCCCCCACCCCCAAAUUUCAAGUACUAAAUUGUUCAGGCUGAUGGAAAUGCAAUUAACACUACUUUGUUUUUUUUUUUUAAACCAUGCACCUUGCCUCUGUACUUUCUGUACUGAAGAGUUUGAUAAACCUAUGUAAAAAGCUUAAAGAAAAAUGUCAAAUCUUACUGUAAUAUUAGACUUAAUGUCUUAUCAAUGAUUGACCAUUUCCCACAAGAGAAUCCGUACCAACACUUUAGGGUAAACUAGCAGGCCUGAUCUAGGCACAUAUGGACUUAGGUUAGUGCUGAAGUUGGGUCUGACACUUAAGUCAUGAUAAUACCACAAGUUAUACGAUCACUAUUUUCAACCGUUGAAAGAUAUUCUUUACUGCUUAUCUCAUAAGAUGUCUUCCUGUACUCAUGUUUGUUUCUUAUAAUUUUUAUUUAUUUCGUCUGUUAAUUUUUGCUCAUUACACUGAAUUUGAAACCCACAAUGUGUCUUGCGCUGCUAAAAAUAAACGCGUCUUUUUCACGAAA